CAGUAUUACAACUGUCCAAGCCCAGGUCAUGGGCCAUUCAGGAUAACAAUUCUCGGCAGCUGAGCUACUGUGUGUGUACGGACCUGCGUUUCAUACGUAUUUUCCAGUUUUGCUUCUUCGAGCAAUACCAUUUAUACGAACAACUCUAAGCCUAGAAGUACAACUGUAGCCAUGUCUCUGUUGGUCUUUUUCUUUAUUUUACUGUGGCAUGAGACAGUGAACUGGGGGAUGAAAGAUGGAGUUCUGCACAAUUCAAUUUGGUUAGAACAAGCCGCUGGUGUUUAUCACCGAGAAUCACGCAAAGGAAGAUACCAGCUUACUUUGAGAGACGCUAAAGUGCUUUGCAACCAUGAAGGUGGCAACCUUGCAACAUACAAUCAGUUAAUGGCAGCCCAGAAAAUAGGGUUUCACGUGUGUGCAGCUGGAUGGCUUGCUCGAGGAAAGGUCGGUUACCCAAUAGUAAAACCUGGACCCAACUGCGGACAUGGAAAAACUGGUAUCAUUGACUAUGGAUAUCGAGUUAACAAAAGUGAACAAUGGGAUGCUUACUGCUAUAAUCCAAAUGCAAAACAAUGUGGUGGUGUUCUAACAGAUCCAGAGCGUAUUAUCACUUCUCCAGACUACCCAAAUGAAUAUGAACAUCAACAGAUCUGUUACUGGCACAUCCGAAUAAAAUACAAGCAACGUGUUCAUAUACGUUUUCUGGAAUUUGAUGUAGAAGAUGACCCUUCCUGCUUGUCUGACUACCUUGAAAUAUAUGAUAGUUAUGAUGACGUGCUGGGCUUUGUUGGCAGAUUUUGUGGAGAUCAGUUACCAGAGGAUAUCAUUAGUACAGGCAAUGUUAUGACUUUGAAGUUCUUGUCAGAUUCAUCAGUUUCAGCAAAAGGUUUUGUUCUUAUGUAUCAAGCCAUCAAUUCACCAACUCAUUUUUCAGACCCUGAUUCAAAAAACAGUACGAGGCAAUGAAAUCACAAGGAUGCCCAGAUAUCUAAUCAGACCUGCUGUUCAAAGAAUUGAAUUACUCGUCUCAUCACAGAACAAGAUUAAGCUUGGAAUCUCUUAGUUUUACUCUUAAUGUUACUUGGCAGUUUAGAAUAAAUUAAUCUAACAGAAACAUGUUUUUUCAAUAAUAG
Leucoraja erinaceus (little skate) is the source of this 1133-nucleotide messenger RNA. RefSeq names its product tumor necrosis factor, alpha-induced protein 6 (gene tnfaip6). Gene Ontology annotation, biological process: negative regulation of inflammatory response; cell adhesion. Bases 172 to 966 code for a protein of 264 amino acids. Gene Ontology annotation, molecular function: hyaluronic acid binding. The transcript has 7 exons. The record is from RefSeq and is a predicted model, not a curated record. NCBI's taxonomy places the organism in Eukaryota, Metazoa, Chordata, Chondrichthyes, Rajiformes, Rajidae.